Messenger RNA from Lactuca saligna, 540 nucleotides. Lineage: Eukaryota; Viridiplantae; Streptophyta; Magnoliopsida; Asterales; Asteraceae. The record is from the annotation of a GenBank genome assembly.
AUGAUUUUAGUUUUUAUUUAUAUAAUCAUCUCUUUUGGUGAUUGGUGCAAAACCAUUUCUUUUGGGAAAGUAAAUAGCUAUGUGCAUAGAUCGAUAAAAAGGAAAAAUAAACUGAUCACAACCAUACUGCAGUGUCAUUUGAAAAACACACUCAGUUUGUUCAUCUGUCAUAUUGUGUUAAUAGGCCAGCUACCAUGGGGGCUUUCUAAAAUGUUUUGUUUGUUAGGGUGGUUAGCAAUUCUAAAUUCCAAGUUUUCUUGGUUGAUGGAUGUUGGAAGACUGUCGAUAGGAUAUGGAAUUGGGGUUCUCUACUAUGUGGUACCAGUUUACAUAGCAGAAAUACAACCUCAAAACCUUCAUGGAGCAUUUACCACUGUUAAUCAGCUGUUAAUCACUACACCAUUUAUAGUUGAUGAUAUGCAUUUGAGUAUCUGUAAUGUGGCUUCUGGGAACUUUCAUUCCUUGGCGAACACAAAUCAGUUUGGGUUUAGGGGCGAUGCAAAGCUCUCAUUGAAAGCAAUUUACCAGCUAUUGCCCUAA